AUGACAAAAUCAGAUGGGGAGCUUGCAGAGUUCUUAGCCAAGAUCAAACUGCCCACGCCACUGAUCCCCAAAGAGAUGCGUUUUCUGGUGGCAGGACAAAUGCCAUUUGUCUGUAUUACAAAGCAGCCCCUGAUGAAAAGAUAUAUUACUAUGAUUUUACUAGCCUCUAUCCCUUCAUCAACAAAACAAACCAAAACAAAACAAUAUCCUCUUGGGCACCCCAAAGUUAUUUUUGAGACUGUUGACACCCUGACGGCCUACUUCGGGAUGGUCAAAGUAAAGGUGUACCCGCCUCAUGGGCUCUUUUUCCCUGUGCUUCCCGUGAGGGUAAAUGGCAAGCUAUUGUUUCCCUUGUGCCACACUUGUGCUGAAACCUGCCAGGCCCUCUGCACCCACAGUGAUGAAGAAAGAGCCCUUGUGGGUACCUGGUGUUCCAUUGAACUGAACAAGGUUCUGGAGAAGGGCUAUAGGGUUUGUGAAAUCUAUGAGGUUUGGCAUUUUGAACAGAGAGCUAGCAGUCUUUUCUCAGAUUAUAUAAAGCUCCACCUCCGCCAGAAGCAGGAAGCUUCAGGCUACCCAGCCUGGUGCACAGAUGAUGACCAAAAAGCUAAAUAUGUUGAAGUUUACAGGCAGAAAGAAGAUGUCAUUUUGCAGCCUGAACAUAUUAAGAAAAACCCUGUCAAACAUCAAAUUGCAAAACUGUGUUUAAAUUCUCUUUUACAAUGUGUCCUCCUGGAUUUUAUCGAUGAGGAUGCGGCCACUGUCUCAUGGAAGCACGCCAAAGGACGUGUGACCCUGGAGCGCGAUACUAACAUUUUUAUAGCGUGCUUCACCACAGCAUACGUGCACCUAGAGCGCCCCAAAUCCUACGGCUAUUUUGCAGUCUGGAGGAAAGUGUUGUUUAAACGUCAAAGGCAUCAUUCUAAAUGCAACAAACAGAGAAAACAGAUCAAUUUUGAGGCCCUAAGGGAUCUCAUGUUGGAUUAUGGUGUAAAUCCAGACAGUGACGACCCUAAAAAGACUGUGAUAGUGCAGCGCUCUAUUGUUAAGAACAAACAGAAGUGCAGAAUAGAAACAGCUGCAUUUACCAUGAUUGGCACUUCCACACAUUUGUCGAAUCAGUGCUCACAGUUUGCUAUACAAUCAUUCUGCUACUUUGUGUUUCCUCUGUGUGAUGAGCAUUCUCCAAGCCCUAAGCUGCGGGAACUGUGCUGGGAUGAAUGUGAAGUUCUGGAGAACGAUCUCUGUAGGCAGGAAUACAACAUUGCUAGGUCAAACCCCCUCAUUUUGAUGCAGCUACAGUUGCCUAAAUGUGAGGAUCUCCCACAACCUGACACCUUGGAGGCUGCCAACUGCAUAAGGAUAGGGAUUCCUGUGGAGAGACUCAACCGAUAUCAUCAAUGCUACAAUGGUUCUGGAGCAGAUUAUAGAGGUACGGUCAGUGUUACCAAAUCUGGCCACACUUGUCAACUCUGGGACUCUCAGAAUCCCUACAACCAUGAUCUGACAAGCACACAGUUUCCAGAGCUAGGUGGAGGACACGCAUAUUGCCGAAAUCCUGGAGGCCAGAUGGAUGGGCCCUGGUGUUUUACAAAGAAUAAAAACAUACGCAUGGAACUGUGUGCCAUACCAUCUUGUAGCUCACAUGACAACAGCAAAAUGGGAAUCCUCUACAUCCUGAUUCCCAGCAUAGCUAUCCCUUUGGUUAUCGCCUGCCUUUUCUUCUUGGUCUGUAUGUGCAGAAACAAACAGAAGGCAUCUGCUGCUACAUCGCAGCAUCGCCAGCUGAUAGCACCUCCUAGACAGGACAUGGAAAUGCCACUCAGUAGUCAGCGUAAACAGGCUAAACUUAAAGAAAUCAAUCUGUCGACUGUGCAGUUUAUGGAGGAACUAGGAGAAGAGAGGUUUGGCAAAGUCUACAAGGGACAUCUUUUUGGUAUGACACCAGGUGAACAGACACAAGCUGUUGCUAUCAAGACACUUAAAGACAAAACAGAAUUGGUUCUUCGGGAAGAAUUCAAACAUGAAGCAAUGCUGAGAUUGCGGUUACGGCACCCAAACAUUGUUUGCUUGCUGGGAAUAAUGAAUAGUUAUUGUUCUCAUAGUGACCUCCAUGAGUUCUUGGUGAUGAGAUCUCCUCAUUCAGAUGUUGGCAGCAUUGAUGAUGACAAGACAACAGUAAAAUCCACUCUGGAACCAGCAGAUUUUUUCCACAUCAUGACUCAGAUAGCUGCAGGAAUGGAAUACCUUUGAAGCCACCAUAUUGUCCACAAAGACUUAGCAACUAGAAAUAUAUUGGUGUUUGAUAAACUUAAUGUAAAAAUAUCUGAAUUAGGUCUUUUCAGGGAGGUUUACACUGCUGAUUACUAUAAACUGAUGGGAAAUUCCCUUCUUCCUAUCCAAUGGAUGUCCCCUGAGGCUAUUAUGUAUGGCAAGUUUUCUAUUGAUUCGAAUAUCUGGUCAUAUGGAGUUGUGUUGUGGGAAGUUUUCAGCUAUGGCCUGCAGCCUUACUGUGGUUAUUCUAACCAGGAUGUUGUUGAGAUGAUCAGGAAUCGCCAGGUUUUGCCAUGUCUUGACGACUGCCCCAUGUGGAUAUACACUUUGAUGUUGGAGUGUUGGAAUGAAUUUCCCAACAGAAGACCAAGAUUUAAAGAUAUAGACAGACUAAGAACAUGGGGAAAUCUUUCUAAUUGCAACAGCUCAGCACAAACCUCUGGGGCAAACACCACCACACAAACAAGUUCUCUCAGCAGAAACCCUGUUAGUAACGUCAACAAUGCUAGGUAUGUUGGACCAAAGCAGAAAACUCAAGCUUUCCUUCAACCUCAGUUCAUACAAAUGAAAGGGCAGAUAAGACUGAUGGUCCCACCUCCUCAGCUCUACAUUCCAGCCAAUGGUUACCAGCCAAUGCCUGCCUAUGGCGCUUACUUGCCAAAUUUUUACCCUGUCCAAAUUCCAAUGCAAAUGAUUCCUCAGCAGGUUCCUCCCCAGAUCAUUCCCAAACCAGGCUCCCACCACAGUGGGAGUGGAUCCACCAGCACAGGCUACGUAACAACAGCACCUUCUAACACAUCAGUGGCCAACAGGUCUGCUUUGCUCUCAGAGGCCAUGGAAGACACGCACAAUGGAACAGAAGAUAUUGCUCAGAAUCCUGUCCAGGAGGAGGAGGAAGAGGAGGAGUCUGUACCAGAAACAGGAUUACUGGGUGAUAAUGACACACUUCAGAUGGACGAGGCAGAAAUUCAAUGUGAAGCCUAA
Gymnogyps californianus (California condor) is the source of this 3258-nucleotide messenger RNA. RefSeq names its product tyrosine-protein kinase transmembrane receptor ROR2-like. Gene Ontology annotation, cellular component: signaling receptor complex. Gene Ontology annotation, molecular function: ATP binding; DNA-directed DNA polymerase activity; transmembrane receptor protein tyrosine kinase activity. Gene Ontology annotation, biological process: protein phosphorylation; multicellular organism development; positive regulation of kinase activity. The record is from RefSeq and is a predicted model, not a curated record. NCBI's taxonomy places the organism in Eukaryota, Metazoa, Chordata, Aves, Accipitriformes, Cathartidae.